This is a messenger RNA of Mollisia scopiformis, 348 nucleotides long. RefSeq lists its product as uncharacterized. The coding region runs from base 1 to 348 and encodes 115 amino acids. The transcript has a single exon. The record is from RefSeq and is a predicted model, not a curated record. NCBI's taxonomy places the organism in Eukaryota, Fungi, Ascomycota, Leotiomycetes, Helotiales, Mollisiaceae.
AUGGAUCCUGAAAUCAACACAGCUCCGUUGCAGUUCCACGAAGAGGAUGGGUAUUCCAUGAAUUCGUUGAUGAAUAGACUUGAUGAGUUCCAGCAUGCACAGCAAUGGGAGUGUCUAGAGCGCCUGACGCUGGAGAAUUCCUGGUUGGAACAGCACGUUACCCGUCACCGAGAAAAGUCGGCACGCGUGGCCUUUCUGCUACGUGAGAUCGAAGGAGCCGCGAAUGAAAUGCAAAGGGCACUUGAAGCGUGCUGCAGUGAAGAAGUUGCAGCAGAUAGAGCUUGGCUCGCAUUCUGGCAUGUGCGUGAGAAGCAAGGGGCAGCAUCUGGUAAUGGGUCUUGGAUCUAA